Messenger RNA from Paramecium tetraurelia, 1893 nucleotides. RefSeq lists its product as uncharacterized. Gene Ontology annotation, molecular function: acid phosphatase activity. Lineage: Eukaryota; Ciliophora; Oligohymenophorea; Peniculida; Parameciidae. The record is from RefSeq and is a predicted model, not a curated record. The transcript has 5 exons.
AUGACGUUCUUUGAUUUGCUUUGGGAUGGUAAGGGUAUGACAUAUGAUCACUCAUUUGCAAUGGAAGUUGCUAAGGUAGUUGUGCUUGUUUCAAUGGGGAUUUUCGUAGUUAAUGUGAUAUUAAGUGUUAUAGUAAGUAGAAAUAAGUGGGGCAGAUUAAUAUUACUGAUUCAUUUUUUGAGGUAAAAAAAGAAUGUAAGAAAAUUUAUCUUAUUGAUUUUAAGAAAAACCAUUGUCGGCAAUUAUAGUGGAAUCAAUCAAUAUAGCCCUUUGGCUUUGGCUUUGGUUAGUUACGCAGUUUUUAAUUUGAUCCCUUCUUGGGUAUGUGGACUGUUAAUAUUUCUGCUUGGAAUGUUUGGAAUUUUAGUAUAAAUAUGGAGACAUUCAAAUUUUUGGAAAAGUAAAUCUUUUAAAAAGAGAUGCACUAAUGCAGCCUAAUAUUUUAAGUAUCUUUUGGCAUUCGAAGUGACCACUGUUGUAUUUUUCUCCAUCUUCCUUCCAUUAGCCUUUCAAAAAGGAUGCCUCUGUGUUUAUAAUAAAGCUUAUGGAGUAGAUACAUUUUUGGAUUUACAAUUUUCAUCAAAAUGGACUAGAUCAAAUUGGUUGCCAGAUGAAGUAUGCCCAAAAGGAACCUUAUGUCAUAUAUAUGCAACUUUACCUGAAGAGACAUCAUCGGAAGUUUUUAUCAAUGUGCAUUCUGGAACUGACAUUGAGGAAUUGAAUGCAUAAUUCAAGUUUUAAGAUUCGAAAAUAAAUACUAAGUGUGACAAAAUACCCUUUCCAUCAUCUGUUGAGGAAAGAGGGUAGAGAAAUGUAUUCACCUGUUUAUUAACAGGUCUAAAAUCAUAUACUCUUUAUGAUGUGGAUCUAAUCUACAAGGAGAAAGUCUUGAAUUCUACAAAGUAUCGAACAAUAGCAGAAUAGUAUUCAGAUGAUGAUGUUGUGAUUUUGUUCGGAGGAGAUUGGGGUUAUUAAAAAAAAGGAUUGAUGAUUGUGGAUUAGAUUACCAAAGUCAAUCCCGAUGCUAUUUUGAUUGGAGGGGACAUUGCUUAUGAUAAUGGCAACGUACAUUGCUAUUACUCAUUUGAUUUACUAUUAUCAGUCUUUGAAACUCAGUUUACAAAGGUUGGAAGAUUGAUUCCAUUCAUUUUCUCAGUUGGUAAUCAUGAUGUGGGAUUCAAUGAUUAUGCUAAAUACAAUAUUACAGUGUCUGAUGAGAGGGGACCUCUAUAUUUCACCUACUUUCCCUAGAGAAAGUCUGCUAACAAUACUGUUCUACCAAUUAAACAUAGAGUGACUUUCAAUAUUUAAAAGAUGCAAAAUCUCCUGCUCUUUGGAUUAGACUCUGGCUAUUUAUAUCCUCAUAAUGGAACACAAUCAAAUUGGAUGAUCUCAAUUCUAUAAAAUGAAGCUUACGCCUAACUUAAUAAAUUUGCUCAUUAUCAUGUUCCUAUUUACCCUACUUGUUAUAAUAAUAAUUCGUUUAUGAACUCUUGGGAUAAUUUAUUAUAGGCUAGAGCUGUUUGGGUGCCUCUAUUUGAUACCUAUGAGUUUGUGGGGGCUUUUGAAAAUCACGUUCAUUAAUAUAAGAGAACUUACCCUCUAAAGGCUAAUAAAAAGUCAGAUAAAGGAACUGUGUACUUCGGAGACGGUGCUAUGGGAAUAAGAACUGUCAAUUGUGAAGAGGAAUCUAAAACUUAUUUACCAGGAAGACCAUUUGAUGAUAUCUUUGAAACAGUAAUCACAAAUAAUAGUGAUCAUUUUUGGGUACUAAAAUCAUAUGGUAAAAAUCAAACAAUAGAUUUUAAUGCAUUUUAACCAGAUUACACAUUUAUUUAAAAUAGUACCUAUGUUGUUAAUGCAAGAGAAAGAAAAAUAAAAAUAGAUUUAUGA